Molecule: messenger RNA, 890 nt
Organism: Agrilus planipennis (emerald ash borer)
Lineage: Eukaryota; Metazoa; Arthropoda; Insecta; Coleoptera; Buprestidae
Product: density-regulated protein homolog
Exons: 4
Coding region: 171-710 (179 amino acids)
Biological process (GO): translation reinitiation; formation of translation preinitiation complex
Molecular function (GO): mRNA binding; translation initiation factor activity
Source: RefSeq, a predicted model, not a curated record
UUUUUUUAUAAUGAUUAAGAAAAUUGUUUCAAUAAUUGGAAAAUUGACUGUUUAAUAAAGUUGUUGAAUUGGAUCCAACGGACUGAGUUGUGGUUGUGCCUAAUGAACCGAUCUAUUUCAAAUUGAGGUUAUAAAGUAUUUUUUUAAAUAGCCAUAUAAGAUAUAUUUAAAUGACGGAGGAAGAAAAACUAGUAAUGGGGCCCAAACCGGGCGUAAAUUACCCUUUAGAAGUGAUUUAUUGUGGCAAUUGUAGUAUGCCAUUAGAGUAUUGUGAAUAUUAUCCUGAAUACGAAAAAUGUAAAGCAUGGUUAGAAAAAAACUUACCAUCAGAAUUUGAGAAGCUCAAAGUGAAUGACACCACUUCGGAAGGUGCAGGAGAUGAAGAGAAAAAACGUCAGAAACGCGGUGGAAAAGGCAUAAUGAAGACCAAGAAAAAAGAGGAAGGCCCUAAACAAGUUUGUAUUUCCAGGGCCCCAAGAGGAAAGAAGAAAUCAGUUACUGUAGUAACUGGGUUAAGUAGUUUUGGAAUUGAUUUAAAAGUAGCAGCCAAAUUUUUUGGUCAGAAAUUUGCAUGUGGGUCUUCUGUGACAGGGGAUGAUGAAAUUGUGAUUCAAGGGGAUGUGAAGGAUGAUUUAUUUGAUAUAAUUCCUGAGAAAUGGCCAGAGAUUGAUGAUGAUUUAAUUGAGGACUUGGGGGAUCAAAAACGAUGAAACAAAUGUCACUGCUCAAAUUAUAUAAGUCUUUCAGUCUUGGUCAUAUAUAAUUUUGAAUGCAAACAAGUUAUAAUUAUGUAUGAUACAAAAGAACAACUAAAUUGUGCUUUACAACAAAUCAUAAUUAUCUUGUUUUUAUUAUAAUUAGAAACUAUAUUAAUAAAAUUUAAAAGAUGA